This is a messenger RNA of Portunus trituberculatus (swimming crab), 2534 nucleotides long. RefSeq lists its product as uncharacterized. NCBI's taxonomy places the organism in Eukaryota, Metazoa, Arthropoda, Malacostraca, Decapoda, Portunidae. Gene Ontology annotation, biological process: DNA integration. The record is from RefSeq and is a predicted model, not a curated record. The coding region runs from base 1 to 2268 and encodes 755 amino acids. Gene Ontology annotation, molecular function: nucleic acid binding. The transcript is spliced from 3 exons.
AUGCUCCGCACCUCGCGACGCUCCGCACUUCGCUUCGUGACGGUGAACUCCGAACCCGUGAAAGCUGAUGUGGGAACCUCGGCUAACACACCUGGACAGACACACGCCAGCUCCAGCACCCAGUCGCAUCUCCAUUCUCCAGCUGCUGUAUUCUACAACCCUGUACUACGAAGCUGUAGUAAAUUCCACAUUGCUGACGUGUAUUAUUACUCACCACAUGGCGCAGUGAGUAGGAUCAUGGAGACAAGAGGACAAGCGACGGCAGCGCAGACGCUGGACAAGCUGACGGCGCUAAUCGAAGCUCAACAGGAGCAAGCUAGCGAGGACCGACAUGGCGACGCCACUACCCGCAGCCAGCGCCACGACGCCACGUCAGUCGACCACACGCACAACCGCCACACAAGCUCUCCUGACUCAUCUCUACGUGAAUUCAAGGUAUGGCGUAGUGCGUGGUCCGACUAUGAGGAGCUUCUACAGCUUCAUGACCAGCCGGUGCGGACGCAGUUGGCGCACUUCCGCUCGUGCCUCACCCCUGAGAUGCGUGGGACGUUGGCGCACGCUGUCGGGAUUGCAGAGGACGACAACAACACGCCAGUCGGUGAUAUCCUCGUCCUCGUCCAUGCACACUUCCAAAGGCAGCGCAACGUGACCUUGCGUCGUGUGAAGUUCGAGGAACGCCGCCAGGGUACCGGUGAGUCGUUUGAUGAUUUUUACGUCUCCCUUAAAGAGCUAGCUGACGAUGCUGAGCUCUGUGACGAGUGCUUAGACUCGCGUUUGGUUACUCGCAUCACCUCUGGGGUUGCAAAUCAGUCCCUACGGAGGAAGUUACUGGCCAUUGAUCCACCUCCAGACCUUCCUGAUGUUCUACGACUGUGCCGCAGUGAAGAAUCUGCCAUGAAGACCGAGACUGACCUUGACAAUGCUGGGAACGUUGUAAAACGGAUCUCCACCAACAAGCGCCGCCCUCGGAGUGCUUCACGUGGUCGUCAGAUGGGUGCAACGAGGUGCACAGGCUGUGGAGGUUCACCGCACCCGCAAGGGCGUCUCAAGCAGUGCAAAGCAUGGGGUUUCCCUGCUGACAAAUUGGAUGUUCCAUCUACUCUCCUGGAUUUCUGGAAGAUUCGCGGCGACCUGGCGUCGGAGGAUGGACUAGUGUUGUAUGGAUCACGGCUCGUUGUGCCUUAUUCCCUUAGGCGUCAAGUCCUCUCUCGCUUACACGACUCCCACAGGGGUAUCGAAGCUACGAAGCGUCGGGCUCGUCAAGUUGUCUGGUGGCCCGGUAUCAACAGCGAUAUUACCAGUUGCGUGAAGGCAUGCCAUGCCUGCCAGGAAGUGCUGCCAUCACAACAAAAGGAACCUUUGAUCUCCGACCCACUGCCCUCUCGCCCAUUCGAAGAUGUGUCUGCUGACCUGUUCACACACGCCGGUAAGGAUUACCUCAUUUACGCCGACCGCUUGUCAGGGUGGCCAUGUAUUGCAGAGUAUGGUCGAGAAGCAUCGUCACGCACCACGACGAAACUGCUGUGCCGCAUUUUUCGGGAUGUGGGUGUACCAGUCCGCCUACGCUCAGAUGGAGGACCUCAAUUCACCAGCUCAACGUUCCGAUCUUUUACACAGCGCUGGGGUAUUAACCAUGUUAUGUCUUCCCCAGGAUACCCUCAGUCCAAUGGGCAUGCCGAGGCCUUCGUCAAGAAGGUGAAGUAUCUCAUUGCUAAGGUGUGUGCAACUGACGCCAGCGAUGAGGAGGCUUUUGACAGGGGCUUACUUGAGCUCCGGAACACUCCCCGUCCUGAUGGCCGUUCCCCAGCUCAGGUGCUGUACGGUCACCCUCUCAGGUCUGCCGUGCCCGCACACAGGCGUGCCUUUGCGCCUGAGUGGCAAGUUGCUGCUGAUGAAUGUGAUGCCAGAUGGGCCGCAACGAGGAGAGAGUCGGAGAAGUAUUACAACAAAAACGCCCGAUCCUUGCCACCACUACACAUCGGCGACCAUGUGCGGCUACAGGACCGCGCCACCAAACGUUGGGACAAGAUUGGUGUUGUGGUCGGUGUUGGGAGGCACCGGGACUACCAUGUGAAGCUCCCUAGUGGCAGAGUUUUCUGGAGAAACCGCCGUUUCAUCCGGCCUACUCACUCAUCCCUUAAUGGAUCUUCCUUUCCCUCAGAUAGUGAUCAGGAAGCAAGACCGUGUGUAAGCAAGAAGGUGCGGUUCUCGUUACCGCAGCGUCGCAGCACACGACCACGCCGGAGCCCGGAUCGUCUUGUCCCGUAACAAGCCUGGGAGGAGAUGUGAGGAGUGACGCUCCGAAGUAUGUAUACGUGGAGCUCCAAGGAGUUAUGCUCCGCACCUCGCGACGCUCCGCACUUCGCUUCGUGACGGUGAACUCCGAACCGUGAAAGCUGAUGUGGGAACCUCGGCUAACACACCUGGACAGACACACGCCAGCUCCAGCACCCAGUCGCAUCUCCAGUCUCCAGCUGCUGUAUCCUACAACCCUGUAUUACGAAGCUGUAGUAAAUUCCACAUUAUUGUUACUC